This is a messenger RNA of Anguilla anguilla (European eel), 2098 nucleotides long. RefSeq lists its product as uncharacterized. The coding region runs from base 505 to 1143 and encodes 212 amino acids. Lineage: Eukaryota; Metazoa; Chordata; Actinopteri; Anguilliformes; Anguillidae. The transcript has 8 exons. The record is from RefSeq and is a predicted model, not a curated record.
CACUGGAGCCCUGACAGAAACACACACCCUAAACCCCAGGAGCAGCUUAAAGAUCCACCCUGCAUUACAGCUCGAUGAUUGCUUUAUUCAUGUGCUCACUAAUAAUGCAAGUAGAAAACAUGAUGCUUUGGAACUACAUUUACAUUUAUCAGAAGCUCUUAUACAGGGCAGCUUACAGAAGUGCAUCCAUAAAGAUUUAGGCAACGAGCAGAGAGGAUGUGACAUCAUCAGGGUCACAGCCAAUAACAGCAGGCAGGAACAGGAAGUGGAACAACUGAAUGAAUAAAUAACAAAACUCUUAAUUUUUAUUUUACAGGCCCUUUAUCUGAGUCCAGCUCCACUGCAGGUAUGGACUCCUCUGGGUGGUGUAGGAGAGAGUUUGGGAGAUAAAACCUGAGGCUGAGCUCAGAGCCCUGUCAAUCAAACAAACCCUUUCACAUGCCCGAUAAAUAAAACAAUGUAUUUUAAUUUAUUCAUUAUUUUAUUGUUUUAGGUACUCCUGCAAUGACCACAAAACCAAAAUCACAGCCAGUUGUGUCCAAACAGCCCGUGCCCCGAUUAAAGGAGGCUCCGCCCAGCCUGUCUAUCCCAACAGUGGCCUUCCUGGUGAUGGGGGCGCUGUUGUUCCUGCUGCUGGCAGUGCUGGGUGUUCUGCUGUUCCAGAACAGAGCGCUGAAGAGAGCCCUGUCUGAAUGGGACCACGCCCCUCUGCGCGAAGCCGUCUACGAGGAGAUCAAUUACACACUGGCUAGAGGGGGAACCUACAGCACCCCCCGGUGGGGGAGAGGCCUUGCGGAGGAUCCGCCCUCUGGGUAUGAAGACUUGGGGGACGGCGAGGGACACUCCCUCUCAGGGGACCUGGUGAUGGAGGACACACCGGAGAACUAUGAUGAUGUCAUCCCAGCGGAUAAGCAUCCAGACAGUGUGGCAGGGGAGCUGGUGGAGGGAGAUGCACCAGAGCACUAUGAUGGUGUCAUCACUAUGCAGCCGGGCCCAGACGCUUUUCCAGGGGAUCAUGUGACAGACACAGAGGAGAAUUAUGAUGAUGCCGUAACUCUGGACUGGAUUCAAGUUGCGGAGAGUGUUCCGGCUGAAAGCCCACCCGCUCCCUGGGGGAUGGACUAUGAUGACGUGGGGGAGUAGCCUUCUGAAAGUGGAGGAGCACUGUGAGAUUGACAGUUCUAACUUCGAAAGUGUCCACCCACAAGUUCGGAUAGAAGAACUUACAUGGACUCCUUUAUCCUACACAUCUCAAGCAAAAUGUUUUAAAGUGAUAAAACCAUAUCCCACUAGAUCAGUUAUUCAUGAAUUAAUAAUUCACCUGAAAUUAUUUACUGUGGACUCCUUAGCUCUUUCAUAAAUUAGCUCAUUGGAAAUGCUGGUACUUGUAUACAUUGAGAACAAUAGCUUGCAUUCACUGACACAAUGAGACAGUUACUUUUUCUGACCAAGAUGAUGAUGUACAGCUCAAACUACAUGGAGUCAGUACUGGCCACUUCAAUAUGAAAUGAAUGCAUCAAAAUUUUUGGAAUGUAAAAAUGAAAACUGAGCUUUAGCCUGUGUAAGCCUUUGCUUUAGAUUUGUUUGUAUUUCCAUUGAAACCCUUUCAGUUUUGGCUGCUGUGUUUCAUCAUGAGCAGGUCAGAGCUGUCCAUGUUGGCUCUCUCUGAUUGACAUGUGGAAGGGUAGUCAGGCAGCACUUAUCCAGCAUCCCAACAUGCUCCUUUGCAAGAUCACAUUUUUCAAGAUGCUGAGUUUGUUCAUCAUUCCAUUUGAGCUGAAUAUGAACAAGGCAGUAAGUCUGCACUGGCUGCUUUUUCACUACUACUCAUUUCAUACUGCUUUUAUUACUACUCAAAUUAUUUUUAACAAAAUAAUAUUUUUUUUUGACCUUUUUAUAUAUAUAGUUUUUAGAUAUUUGGAUGCUAUAUCUUGGAGAAUUAUACUGCUUUUGAUAGACAAGAUUUUAUAAAAAUUAAAUAUGAUAUUUAGCUAAAAUGCUCACAAUGUAUUUCUUAGCCUUCUUAAGCAAUACCAGUUUUUUUAAACAGCUGUAUGUCAAUAAGACAUUUUUAAAUAAAGCUUAAAGACUGAUUAAA